Molecule: messenger RNA, 6530 nt
Organism: Tachysurus fulvidraco (yellow catfish)
Lineage: Eukaryota; Metazoa; Chordata; Actinopteri; Siluriformes; Bagridae
Gene: pgm5
Product: phosphoglucomutase 5
Exons: 14
Coding region: 360-2063 (567 amino acids)
Biological process (GO): carbohydrate metabolic process; myofibril assembly; striated muscle tissue development
Cellular component (GO): cytosol; adherens junction; cell-substrate junction
Molecular function (GO): magnesium ion binding; phosphoglucomutase activity
Source: RefSeq, a predicted model, not a curated record
AACGCGCACGAGUUAUUUCUAUUUCUGUCUUAGGUCGACCCGACUGAAUGAGUGUUGAACCUCUCCUUGAUUUCUUUUCCGGCACACUAUCUGGGCUCCAACUUAACUCUUAACUAUUUAGUCGGAUUUUCCAGAUUGUUGACUUAUUCUGAGUAUUUAAUGUUGUUAUGUUGCUACUGUAGAUUUGUACUGUACUGUUUUGUUGAAAGAAAAAAAAACCUUUCCCAGUCAGCUGUCACUGGGGGCACCUGAACUCUGAAAGCACGCAGGAGUUUCAGAGCUGUUGACGAACUCCAGCCUUCAUUUCUACACAGCUCUCAUUAGGGGCAGGAACAGACUUCUGAAACUUUCUGAACAUCAUGGAAACCAACCCUAUACCGGUCCUAACCAUUCAAACAAGCCCUUUUGACGAUCAGAAACCAGGGACUAAUGGUUUGCGAAAGAAGACCAGUGUAUUUGAAAGCAGAAGGAACUAUCUGCAGAAUUAUAUUCAGAGUCUACUGUCCUCCAUCGACCUGAGAGACCGUCAAGGAUGUACCAUGGUGGUGGGAAGCGAUGGGAGAUACUUCAGCCGAGCAGCAAUCGAGGUUAUUGUACAGAUGUCUGCUGCCAAUGGGAUAGGGCGCCUGGUGAUCGGACACAAUGGCAUCCUGUCCACGCCGGCUGUCUCCUGCAUCAUCAGGAAGAUAAAAGCCAUUGGUGGUAUCAUUCUUACUGCCAGUCAUAACCCAGGAGGUCCGGCUGGAGACUUUGGCAUCAAAUUCAAUGUAGCUAAUGGAGGUCCUUCUCCAGACACAGUGAUGGAUAGGAUCUACCAGGUAAGCCGUACCCUGGAAGAGUUCGCCAUCUGCCCAGACCUCCGCAUUGACCUGUCACGCCUGGGAAGGCAGGACUUUGAUCUAGAGAACAAGUUCAAGCCUUUUCGAGUUGAGAUAGUGGAUGCUGUUGAAAUUUACUUGAAUAUGCUACGUGGGAUCUUUGAUUUUGGUGCUAUUAAGAGUCUACUGACUGGUCCAGAUCAGCUGAAGAUCCGAAUAGAUGCAAUGAAUGGAGUGAUGGGACCGUAUGUCAGGAGAAUCUUGUGUGAUGAACUUGGAGCUCCUGCAAACUCUGCAGUUAAUUGUGUUCCUCUGGAGGAUUUUGGUGGCCAGCACCCCAACCCCAACCCUUCAUUUGCUGUAUCACUGAUGGAGUCAAUGAAGGGUGGAGAGUUUGGUUUUGGUGCUGCAUUUGAUGCAGAUGGAGAUCGCUGUAUGAUUCUUGGUCAGAAUGGAUUCUUCGUAAACCCGUCAGACUCACUGGCAGUGAUGGCUGCCAACUUGUCCUGCAUUCCCUACUUCAGGCAGACGGGCGUCCGUGGAUUCGCUCGCAGUAUGCCCACUAGCACGGCUCUGGACAGGGUGGCCAAGGCCAUGAAGGUGGCUAUGUAUGAAACCCCUUCAGGCUGGAGAUUUUUUGGGAAUCUGAUGGACUCGGGCAGGUGCUCUUUCUGUGGAGAGGAAAGCUUUGGAACAGGAUCGGACCACAUCAGGGAGAAGGAUGGUCUUUGGACAGUGCUGGUGUGGCUGUCCAUCAUGGCUGUGCGGAAGCAGGGGGUGGAAGAAAUUGUGCGGGACCACUGGGCUAAACUAGGCCGCAACUACUACUGCAGGUUUGAUUAUGAGGGUGUAGAUCCCAGAGCUGCGUUUUACCUUAUGCGAGAUCUGGAGGCCACGAUCACCGAUAAAGCCUUCACCAGUCAGAAGUUUGCUGUGGGAAACAGUGUCUACAGUGUGGAGAAAACCGACAACUUUGAGUACAUUGACCCUGUGGAUGGCAGUGUAUCACGAAACCAGGGACUGAGGAUCGUGUUCACAGACUCGUCUCGCAUCGUUUUUCGGCUCAGUGGCUCCGGAGCAGGUGUUGGGGCAACCAUACGCAUCUACGCUGAGAGCUAUGAGAGAGACCCUGAGAGGCACACCAGGGAGACACAGGUUGUCCUUGGCCCUCUAAUCGCCAUUGCACUAAAGAUCUCAAGCAUUCAUGAGCGGACAGGACGCAAAGGCCCCACAGUGAUCACCUGAAUGGAACAACGAGACACACGACAGGGGCCAAACCAUGAGACGACCUGCUUCUAGGAUUCGCUCUCAAUGUCUUCCUCACGGUGUUUCACAGCCUCGCUAUUUUUCCCCUCCUGAAGUCGUGACUGUCUCUCGCUAUUCUGCACAACGUCUCACUCUUUACACCGUGUAUUUUUUUUUUGCUGCUGAUUCACAGACUAAACAAAUUUCUCUCUCUCUAUCUCUCUCUCUCUCUCUCUCUCUCUCUCUCUCUCUGUGUAUCUCUCCACCUAUCACUGUCUCAAAUGCAAUAAGAAAGAGUAGCUAUUCCUUUUUAUGAUGCCCCUUUAUACAUGUGAAUCAUUAAAAUGUCUCCUUCACACUGCGUUUCUGCCAUAAUUUUAUUCUUCAUCUAUAAACCAGUGCAAUGUUUUGGUUGUUCCAGAGUUCACCCGAGGAACCUGACCAUUUUUAUGGUCAGUCUUGUUACAUUUUAACAUGUAGCACUGUUUCAUUCAGACAUUUACUGCUGUUGUUGUAUCUCACAAAAAAAAAAAAAAAAAAAAAAAAAAAAAUACAGUCAGUACUACAGAACAUGUUUUUGGUGUGUACUUAAUGGUGUGUACUUAACCACACUGUUGUUGUUCCAAAAAACCUGACCGAGUUCACGUUUAAUUUAAAAAUGAUUCUCACGGACAGUAUAGUGUGUAGUGUAGCAUGAACAUUUUUAUGAGUGGUGUCAUUUGUAGUGUGAAUGAGGCAUUAAUUAAUCAUGAGCUUAAUUACAACCUAAUGAAUGGAUUGGUUUCAUUCAUUUCUUGGCUGAAAUUUUCUAACAUGAAGGACAAAUCUGUAUUCAGUUCAAUGAGUCGUAUGUAUGAGGGAGCAAUUACACUUAACCACUCCAUCAGUUUUACAAACAUAUUUUAAGAUUGUAUUAUGAAACCUUGCGAAAUUUGAAAUGAAGGUCCAAAAUGCAAAGCGAUGUCUUGUGAAGCAUGUUUUUGUGAAUUUUAUAUUAUAGCUUGUGGCCUACUAUCACUGGGAUUGUGAACUGCUGUCACUGGUUUUUGUUUUCUUUUGUAAAGCUACCACUAUACACUUUGAAUGUGAAUUUUCAAUUAGUGCUCCGAAUUUUGGAAAACUCUAAAGAACUGAAACUUUGGCUCUAGUUCAACAGUUAUACGUUUAAAAAACAGAACAAAACAUGGUAAUGCUAAUGCCAUUGUAUUUAAUUUUGUAUCCAACGUUUUAGUGAAAUAAACUGUCUUUUGAGUGUAUUGGGAUAUUGUGCAGAGAUUUUUUUUUACUUUUCUGGUCAGAUUAGUGACCUGAUGUUAGUCAAAAAAAAGAAAAAGAAAAAAAAAAGCUGAUGGUAGUUUAGAGACACAAAAGAAACUCAAAUUAGUUUCUGUCUGGGUUUCAUAGAGAAAAAAAAGCCACUAAUUUAUUUUUUUACUCAAAUGCUGCUCAUAUCGGAUCAAACACAUGGAUGCUUUGACAAACACUUUACCACUCAGAAUCUCAUGAAUUAGAAUUGUUGUUAUAUGGUAUAGCUACAUGGUAUAGUUGCAUUGAUUGACCUGCGACAAAAUAUAAAUUUGAAUACAAUGGAAAGAUUUUCUAUGCAUUUUGUAUCCUGAAUUCAAACCUGCUUACAUAGUGUGGCACAUAGUUUGUAUUUCUUUAAAGAUACAUGAUGGUGUAUGAAAACUAAGCUAUAAAUGUUCUUAACACAUUUAAUGCAUUUAACAGUCAUCCUUAUCCACAGCAACUUAUAUUUUUUUCAUUCAUACAACUGAGCGGUUGAGGUUUAAGGGCCUUGCUCAAGGGCUCAACAGUGACAGUUUGGUGGUCCAGGGAUUUGAACUCACAACCUUCUACCUCAACCACAAAGCCACCACUUUUCAGAAUCAGAAUCAGAAUCAGAUUUAUUGGCCAAGUGUGUUGACACACACAAGGAAUUUGGUUCUAACAGUUUGUGACUCUCAAAGGUCAGUGCGUAAACCGGGGGAGCUGGUCCAGGCCAAACCAUGCCUGAAGGAAUUGAGAUGACGGCGGGGACGACCUCGACAGCGUUAUUUCUGACCUGAGAUUCCUCAUACGAUGGUGGAAAAAGCAUGGCUGGGUGCAUUUGCAUGGUUACCUGGGGCAGAGAUAGCACCAGGAUGGACUAUAGGAAGAAGGGAAGCUUUUACAUUUUCACUUUGUGCAGGAACAAAUCUACAAAACGUAAUUAUUUACCCUGACUGAAAUACAUAUUGUGAUGUAUUCCCCUUAGUAGUUAUACAUGAAGUCGCUUUAAGAUGUCUGUGUGCAAGCAGGAAGCAGGAAGCUUUCUCCAGACGAAACUCACUGCCAAACAUAAAUGAGCGCUGUAUUUUUGAAUGUGGUAAUACUCUUGUGAAUGAGUAUGCCCAAAGGUUUAUGAACUAUUUAUGAAUGAUUACAGGUCCUAGAUCAUUCAUUUAACACUUUGCAUUGGAAUAAAUGCAUUGGACGAUUUUGAAACUUUAUUGUAUCAAGCUUAGCUAAUGAUAAGGUUUAUAACAUGUAUCAAGAUAUUGUUAUCUGCAAUAAGCUGACCCUUUGUUUUAUCUCCAGGAUGACAAGGUUGUUUAAGUUGAAACUAAAGAUGUGUAGACUAUGAAACUUUAUUUAUAUGCAAAUUUAUGUGACAAAAAGACAUUAAUGUAAACACAGAGUCCAAAGAUGCAACUAAAAUGAACUGUGUUUGUGCAGUAAUGCUUUAAAAAGCAACUUGUGUUUAAAUAAGUGACAUUUAAAGUGCAGCGGUUAGACAGUAUUUGAUUUUGAUUUGAAGUGAGAGCAGUACUGUUAUGAGUCAGUACAAUCAAAUUUAAAUACAUCCAUGAGUCAGUACAAUCAAAUAAAAAUACAUCCGUGUAGUAAAUGAAUGUAAAAGUGAUGUGAAUUCGUUAGUGAGGGUGUUACUUGGAUCCCAAGGUGAUGUGUGUAGGGGGCAGCUCUGUAUUCAGGAGUCUGUCAGCUUAGGUGUAGAAUGACAACAGAUACUCUUGCUGGCUGGAAGAUCUCGUUUAUUAUUCAUUCAUUCAUCUUAAGUAACUGCUUUAUCGCAGCCAGAGCCAUGUUGGAUCUUGAUCUCCUUCACAUUCACUCAUUCCUACACAACUAUGGGGUAAUUUAGUUUAGAAAUACCACCUACAGGUAUAUUUUUGUGAAGGAUAAAAAAGAAACAAAGAAAUGUGCACAUGUAAAAACUCCACCCAAGAUAUUUACAGAAUAUAUGACCUGGAAAUCUUUGGAAACGACAUAGGAUUUCUUCUUUUCUUACUCUUUUCUUGUCUUGGAUAGCAUAAUGUAAUUUAUGUCUUUACUUUAGAGUGUCACAAACAGCUGAAACAAACUCCGCGCGUGUGUGUGUGAACUAAAUAAACCUGAUUCUGAUUCUGAGUUCGGUGUAUUUACCAUCUUAUGCAUUGGCAUCUUAACUUGCUGUUUAGUUGAAAACUCGUAGGUGGCAGUAAUGAUGCUGUAAUUAAAAUAAAAACGACGAAGAAGACAUCUAACCGUAUUCGUGUGACGCCGGCCAGUCACUUCCGCUUUCAGUAAAACUGUAACGGCAAAUCAGUUACAAGCUGUUAUUCGUUUCUCAGAGCAUUUGUUUGGAGGUGAGCACUCAUCAGAAGAUGAUUGACUUUAAAGCCUGGGCAGAGUAUGUGGUGGAGUGGGCUGCCAAAGACCCCUAUGGCUUCCUCACAACCAUCAUCCUGGCCUUGACCCCACUGUUCAUCGCCAGCGCUCUGCUUUCCUGGAAACUUGCGAAAAUGAUCGAAUCUAGGGAUCGCGAGCAGAAAAGGAAGCAGAAGCGGCAGGAGAAUAUUGCAAAAGCUAAGAGAGCCAAAAAAGACUGAUCUGAAAUGAAGGGAUGCAGAGGGAUCAAUGCAAUGUUCCUGCAUGUAAAAAAAUAUGUAAAAAAACAAACAAAAAAAAACACCUCAGUGCCACACUCAGCUGUGCAGAAUCCAGAGCAGCUCGUGUAGGGGCUUUGGGUCAACCGGGGCUUUGAGGCGGACUUAGCCCUCGCUACGAGUGUGCACAUCAAGCAGGCUGAUUCAGAUCAAUUUUGUAAAACUGCAUUUUUUUUUCCUGGACAAAUCACUGCUAUAACAUGAUUACAGCACUUAGCAUUCCAAUACAUUUUAAUAGAUUUUUUUUCAACACAAAUCCACUUUUUAUUGUUACUAAAAAACUUCUUAACAGCCUCAGCUGUCUUAAUCUCUGUCCAAUCAGUGUGACUAUGCUUUAAGAUUUGUGAUGGUAGUUUAGUGUGUGUAAAUUCAGAAUGCCCAUGUGAGCAAAAACACAACUGGAAAUUACACACUGCCAUUUAUUUAUUAAUUGCUAUCUAAAUAAGGGGCAAAUACUUUAGACAUAUGGGAAAAGCUCAAGGGGACAAUGUUAAGUGAAACCUCCAGUCUGAAAGGAAUUAAAUCUUUUUAUAUUGAA